Messenger RNA from Archocentrus centrarchus (flier cichlid), 3724 nucleotides. It is a transcript of the gene c1qtnf6a, whose product is annotated as C1q and TNF related 6a. The transcript has 3 exons. Gene Ontology annotation, molecular function: protein binding. Bases 310 to 1221 code for a protein of 303 amino acids. NCBI's taxonomy places the organism in Eukaryota, Metazoa, Chordata, Actinopteri, Cichliformes, Cichlidae. The record is from RefSeq and is a predicted model, not a curated record.
AGCUCACACCCAGGAGGAUAUGAGGAAUUUUCUUUAAACAUAGCAGUUGUUGGUGAUGGUAUUAUCAAGAUUAGGUUGUACUGCUAAAGUUUAAAAGGUGCGCUGUUUGAUUGUCAUUAGAAACUGGCAGAUGCUGAGCUCUGAGCAGAGGAAAGGCUUGCAUAAUUCCAGCUCCUCCCGCCUUUUAGCUGCUUCACAGGUUCACAGGUUUUGUGCUGCAGGAAAAAAAAAAACUCACAUCAGGGUCACUGAGCAUCUGUCACAGAUAUCUUUUACUGUCAGAUAAACUAAAGGUUCCAUACUUGCUCCAUGAAGGAGGGGUCAGAGACAAAAAGAGGGAUUUCCUUUCUAUACGUAACAUUUCGCUUCUCAUUCACACACACACACAGAGAGAGAGAGAGAGAGAGAGAGAAAGACAGGGAGCUGCUGACUCAGGACUUUCCCCCUCCUCCGUCGCGUCUCCUCAGCGGUGUGAAGCGGCAGCAGAGACGUGAACGAGGUACAGCUAUGUUGGGCAUCAUCCUCCUCCUGUCCUUUCCCUCCCUUGUGGCCAUGGUGCCUCCUCCAGUCCCCUGCAGACACUGCUGUGAUCACCUGGAACCAGCAGAGGGCAGUGGCGCCCAGCCAAGGAGCUAUGUCCCAGAGGUCCGCACCUAUAUCAACAUGACCAUACUAAAAGGUGACAAAGGAGACCGUGGUGACAGAGGGACGCCAGGCAAAGCUGGACUCGAAGGACCUCCAGGCUCUAGGGGGGCCACGGGAUCCAAAGGCUCUAAGGGUCAGGCUGGUCUCCCAGGAGACCCCUGCAAAGUCCAGUACUCCGCUUUUUCCGUCGGCCGUCGAAAAUCCCUUCACAGCAUGGAUUCCUAUCAGACGCUUGUGUUUGACACAGUCUUCGUGAACCUCGACGACCACUUCAACAUGUUCAAGGGGAUAUUCGUCUGCCACGUCCCAGGGAUCUACUUCUUCAACGUCAACAUUCACACGUGGAACUUCAAGGAGACAUACCUCCACAUAAUGCAGAACGACACAGAGCGGGCGAUUGUGUAUGCCCAGCCCAGCGACCGCUCCAUCAUGCAGAGCCAGAGCCUGAUGCUGGAGCUGGAGCUGAACGAUGAGGUGUGGGUCCGCCUGUACAAGAGGGAGAGAGAGAAUGCUAUUUACAGUGACGAUGUAGAUAUCUAUAUAACUUUCAAUGGAUACCUCAUCAAACCCAGCUAAGAGGAAGAAUGAAUAAGAGAAAAGGAAAGGCUGAGUAUUACUGUGCACGGGCUGAGCUCAAAAAGCAAUUUACCAUUAAAUUGUUCUUGUAAACAUAUAUUCAAGAUGCACCUAUAAAAACUGUUAUAUAAUAAACAAUAUGACUGAGAAAAUAUGAAGUAAACCAAAUAUGCACAUCCAUUGAAUGUUUCCAAAACAGUAUACAUUUUCUUUCUUGCAAAAAGUUUGAAUAACCGGUACUACACUGUAUAUAAAUACAAAGCUAUAGCCAGAUGAUUAAUGUCAUGUAGAUGAGAGAGAGAGAGAGAGAGAGAGAAAGACAGGUGGGUGAGCUCCCCUCACUUAUAUCAGCAGAGAGAGAGAGCAGCACGCUGCUCUGUAAGUUUAUUAAAUUAUCCCAUUAAAACCCGCCCACGGUUUCAAGGAGGAAAAAUAAAACAGGCAGAGUGAUUCCAUCCUCACUCUGACCGGCAGGGUCGGCAGCAGACCAUAUGAACUGGUCAGACAACCAACUUUGAUAAGGAGACAUUCAGCUCAGGUCACUGUCAUUUAAAAACAAACAAAAAAAGCCUUUGAAUAUUUAUGAUACAUGCACCGUGCACUCAGAGAAGUUACAAAAGUGCAAAAGUAUCUGUCUUCGUUUGCAGAGGCAAAGCAGGACACACACAGGAGAGACAUUUUCUUUAGGUGCAGAAGCGGCUCAAUGAACUCGGCACACACUGGGACAGCUGACUGAGCGCUGAAUAUCCUCAACACAUUUCCAGCUUUAAAACCCGCUGCACGAAUUGAAAUGACCUCUUUAGUUUUAGAGAAGCGUGACGGGUACUUCCCAAAGCCUGGCCUGCAUCGACCCAUCCGCUCAGUGACGGCUGCAGAAGCACUAACCGAGUAAUUAAACUGAGCUCACGCUGCAAUAACUUAUCGGUGAUGUGGGUGUUUAAGUUUUUCAUUAUCAAACCGUUUGAAUUACUGUAACUUGUAGCUGAAGUGUAUCAGUAGUGCUACAAAGCACAAGUCAGGCUGCCUUUGGAAAACCAAGAUCAGUCACAUCACCUCCAUGCACCAAGCACUCACACACACAAACACACUGCUCCAGCCUCAAACAAAGAGACCCUAAUUACUUGCACCUGUGCUCAUAACGGAGGAGGAAAUGACUACCCAACCCUGCCUGCAUGAAGUGGUGCUUAGCCUUGUGCUCCACCUCGCACACAUGAAAGAAAUCUGCCUACAAGUCAGCAGAUUUUGUUGUCUUUAUAUUAAAGCCAAGAAAACUGUCUCCACUGUGCUAAGCAGGUAAACUUGUCAGUUGUAGCUUCAUAUUUACCAGCUGAGAGUGGUAGAAGUGAACCCCUCAGCAAAAGAAAUGAGUGGUAAAUAGUGGCAAACACUCUCAAACUAGUGCAUUAAUUUCAGUAAAUACAUGUGUUUAAACCAGCGAAUAAGACCUAUUAAGGUGCUCUUCCUUACCUCCUCUAAUGAAUAAAACUAGAUUAAACAAAGCAAUAACUUUACAAAGAUGCAGACCCAUUAUGAUUAUUUAAAAUGAAAAACAAAGUUAUGAAGAUGAGAGCUGGUAGAUGAUCUGUAUUAGGUGUUCUCCCCAUACUUUAAUGAAGAAACACGGAAACAUUCACUGGUAAUAUUUGCUGUUAGUGAGUUUUGUUAAUAGGGCUUAAACGUGGUGCUAACUGAACUCCUGCUGAAUGUGGGUUUGUGAAAAUGUAUAUUUUACAAAGUAUUGUUCUUUCCCUGUAAGAUUUAAGUCUUCAGCUAACUUUAAUCUUUCAUGCAUGCAAGGCCUAUAAAUAAACACACAAUCAACACUUUUGCCACUUGUAGUUUAAAAGGAUUCGAUUCUCACCAGGCAGUGAGAAAGCUGGCUCUUGAUUUACCCACGGAUAAACAACUAGAGUUACUGCCUCAGUGUUGUAUGAUAGCCGGCACAUAUGCCACUCACAUCCGGUUCUCCUUCUGUUCCUGAGUCAUGCCGUCAAAUAACAGCCAGAAAAGUGUUUUGGCAGAACUGUGACGUCAUGAUGAAGCUUAACCUUUAUGAUAUUAAAUGUCAUCAUUUAAUCCGAGUAGAGCUUGACCUCUAACCACUCAAAACAUUUGUGCCAAUUCAAGGAAAUUCACCUAUGACAUUCCCUAGAUAUUACAAGGAAAGGGCAGACGGACAAUAUUAUACUUCUAUGGCUGCCUGCAGAGGAGGCAUUAAACUAAACUAAGGUUCGUACAUAAACUGGAGCCAACGAAUGCAGUGCAAGACAUUAAUACAAUUCUGAUUAAUAAAAGCACUCAGAACACUGAUACAUAAUGUCAUAUUUAGGAAUAUGAAGUGUUAAUUAAACUGUCCACACUUGUGUAAACUGAAGCUUGGAGGGGAGCCAAAAACCUGCAUUCUUUCUAAUGGCCAGCAGGGGGAGACUCCUCUGACUGUAGAAAGAAAGAAAGAAAGAAAGAAAGAAAGAAAGAAAGAAAGAAAGAAAGAAAGAAAGAAAGA